UCUCUCUCUCUCUACACACACACACACAUAUAUUUUUCCUCUUCUUUGUUAGCUUGAUCGCUCUCACUCGCCUCUUUGGGCGACAAUGGCGCUGCCUCUCUCUCUCUGCUUCUUGCUGAUAGUUUCUCUUCGCGCUGCAGCAGCCGUCCCCCCUCCUCGGUAUCUUGAUGGGUUUCUGGCAAAUGGCAACUUUGAACGAAGUCCGAAGCCGUGGAACCUGAAGAAGACGGUGAUAGCGGGGAAGCGGGCGCUGCCGGGGUGGGAGAUCGAUGGCCUGGUGGAGUACGUGUCGGGCGGGCCGCAGCCCGGCGGGUUCUUCUUCGCGAUCCCGCGCGGAUCCCACGCCGUGAGGCUGGGGAACGAGGCGUCCAUCUCACAGAAGCUGGUUCUCCGGCCUGGCGCCGCCUACACUCUGACGUUCGGCACCACCAGGACGUGCGCCCAGGACGAGGUACUGAGGGUCUCCGCCGGGCGCUACUCCGCCGAUCUGCCAGUUCAGACUCUGUACAGCAGCAACGGCGGCGACACUUACGGCUGGGCGUUCAUCGCGCCUUCUAGGGUCGUGAAGGUGACGUUUCAUAACCCUGGGGUUCAGGAGGACCCCACCUGCGGGCCGCUCUUGGACGCCAUUGCCAUCAAGCAGUUGCUCCCUGUUAAACGCACCCCAGCAGGCAACUUGGUAAAAAAUGGCGGCUUCGAAACGGGCCCUCACGUAUUCAAGAACUUCUCCACCGGAGUUCUCCUCCCUCCCCACCGCCAAGACCGGGUUUCGCCGCUUCCCGGAUGGAUAAUCGAGUCCAUGAAGCCCGUCAAGUACGUCGACUCCAAGCACUUCCACGUCCCGUCCGGGUUGGCGGCCGUCGAGCUCGUCGCCGGCAGAGAGAGCGCCAUCGCCCAGAUCAUCCCGACAGUCGCCAACAGGCUCUACAGCCUCUCCUUCACCGUCGGCGACGCCAAGAACGGCUGCCAUGGGACGAUGAUGGUGGAGGCUUUCGCCGCGAGGGAAACGAUCAAAGUCCGCCACGAGUCCGUGGGCAAGGGCGUUUUCAAGACGGCGAGUCUCAGGUUCAGAGCGAUCUCGAACAGAACGAGGAUUACUUUCUACAGCGGGUUUUAUCACGCCAACAUUCGUGACUAUGGCCACUUCUGUGGCCCUGUUCUUGAUGAUGUUCGGGCUGUUCCCCUCACUCGUUAAUUAAGUAGUUUCUUAUUGUUGUGGGAUAGAUAUAUGGGUAUAAGGAAACCACCCAGAAGAAUGGUAGUUCUUACUGCUUUCUUUAUUAAUCUUCUUGGAUUUAAAGCAAUCUAGUUAAAAUGGUUCGUAUAUUUUUUA
Diospyros lotus (date-plum) is the source of this 1333-nucleotide messenger RNA. RefSeq names its product protein DUF642 L-GALACTONO-1,4-LACTONE-RESPONSIVE GENE 2-like. The transcript has 3 exons. The record is from RefSeq and is a predicted model, not a curated record. The coding region runs from base 86 to 1195 and encodes 369 amino acids. NCBI's taxonomy places the organism in Eukaryota, Viridiplantae, Streptophyta, Magnoliopsida, Ericales, Ebenaceae.